AGAGGACACAAAGCAUGAAGGACAGAAGAGGGACCCUCAACACCUGCAUGGCCAGAGCGAAGGGGAAGGGAGGAGAGGACUGGGACAGACUGUCACACAGCCUCAAGAGGAGCACACAGAAGGGGAGCCCUCGGCCUGCAGACUCCCCUUCCUGGCUGAACAUGCCUGCAGUUGACAGAAAUGGAAACACACAGAGCGAGGUGCUACCCUCGAAGAUGAAGGAUGGGCUGAGUGAGGCCGGCCUCCUGCUUCCCACUGGUGACAGGGCGUUUCUGUAUUUGAAGGGAUCCAUGGGAAGAAAUUCAGCCCCUGCAGCAGUUCCCAGCAAGGCUGUGGGUCUGUGUCCAGUCCCUGUAUCUGUCCCUGUGGGAGAGUGCCUUGCUGCACUGUCCCACGGCAUCAGGGAAGCUCUGCAGAGGAACUGGCCAGAAAGAGGCCCUGGAGCCGUGGACGGCCACAGAGGACAGUGCUCCAGUGGAGAGCCCUGGGUGUCAGUGUGGCCAGGCCACUCCCAACUGUGGGAAGUGGGAGUCUCCAAGGGUGAACCAGUGAGGGCUUUUCCCGAGUGGCCAGGCUCCAAGUUAGAACUGUCCUGCCUGUGUUCCUUGCUGCCUGAUUUGCUGCACGCCCAUCCUCAAAGCGUCCUGAAGGAUGAGACAAGAUGUGACCGCCUCAACCAGCUAAAGCCUGUGCUUUCAGAGCAGACGACAAAAUACAGGAACAUGCUCUCAAGAAUAAAUUGUACCUCAAAUGGUCUACAGAUAACACUGGGGCUGUUGGCUCUAUGACCUUAGCAAAUCCAGUAGGCCAUAGUUAAGGUACAAGCAGAACAAUAAAAAUAGCUUAAUUUUAAAAGUUGUUUUAGAAUAAUUUUUUUGCAUUAAGUCUGGAUACAAACAAACAGUGCAGCCAUUCACUUCCUGCUUUGUUUGUACAGCUAGACAAACUUUAUAAUGUACAAGUCUAGUAUAAACUUGCUAAAAGCUAGGUAAUGCAGCAGGAAUUUUUUGAGCAUGUUUUAAAUUGUGCUUGAAAGACAAUAAAGAAUCGGGAAGCCCUUUCAGAAGGUUAUUGAUGUAUCCAGUAUAAUAUCAGCUGAGAACACGGCUUACCACGAAGUUCUUUGUCUCCAAUCCCCCAUCUAAAGGGCUACUGUCCCAGAUGCUGUCUGUCUCUUCAGCUGUCCUGUCACCAAGUGGAAGUGGAUAUUUGUAAAGUUUACCCGCUGUACUCUUCUGAAGCCUUGCUGAAUUAAUGCCUCCUGUUGGGAGCAAAGACUGAGCGAGUCUUUCAACCAAAGAAGUAGAAAGUCGGGAUUCACCUUUCAGAGCUGAUCACCACCACAGGUGACUCUGGCGCUGUUCUGCUUGGUCUUAUAAUAGAUGGUGGCUUCGGUUUUGAUUCGUUGGGAGGAAGAAGGAGAAUCCAGAAAACGCAUGAAGUUGCCACGUUUGUUGUAGAUGACAGUCAUGGAGACUACGGCCCCUGCCUAAGCACUGCCCAGCAUUUAAAUCCCAUGGUGCUCCCUUCCUCUCUCAGUGGGAAAAGUACACAGCCUCUUCUGUAGUCUGAAUGCAUGGAUACAUUCAGAUACUUGUGUGACUAAAGAAACCCCUUUAAAAAAAUGAAUAUAGGAUUGAUUUAAAAAA
This is a messenger RNA of Chinchilla lanigera (long-tailed chinchilla), 1649 nucleotides long. It is a transcript of the gene Fam220a, whose product is annotated as family with sequence similarity 220, member A. NCBI's taxonomy places the organism in Eukaryota, Metazoa, Chordata, Mammalia, Rodentia, Chinchillidae. The transcript is spliced from 2 exons. Gene Ontology annotation, cellular component: nucleus. Gene Ontology annotation, molecular function: STAT family protein binding. The coding region runs from base 15 to 788 and encodes 257 amino acids. Gene Ontology annotation, biological process: protein dephosphorylation; negative regulation of transcription by RNA polymerase II. The record is from RefSeq and is a predicted model, not a curated record.